Phytomonas sp. EM1 is the source of this 644-nucleotide messenger RNA. The record is from the annotation of a GenBank genome assembly. Lineage: Eukaryota; Euglenozoa; Kinetoplastea; Trypanosomatida; Trypanosomatidae.
GAUUCUCGCUAGUUUUUACUUUUAAAGCAUUCUCACAUUACAUUUAUAAAUUUUAAAAAUGCAGCAGAGUUUGAUUCCUGGCCACAACAACAACCGCCACCUGUCGAUCGAGGAAAUCGAAAACAAUAUCGGUGGGCUCCCUGUCACUGAGAAUCGCAUUCAAGAAAUCUUCGAUGCUUUGGAUGAAGGGCAUGCGGGCACUGUGUCAGUCGAUGUUGUAAAGGAUUUCUACUACAGUCUGGAGCAUUACGGCCUGGAGCUGAGUGACAAAGAAGUCGAUGGGUUUGUGCGCAGAUUUGCAAAUACCCAUAAGGACUCCCUCAUAUUCGAUGAGUUUGCGUGCCUUAUUCUUACCCUAGCCCAGUGGUAAAUUAUUUAUUUCCCCCUUGCAUUAUAUGUAUGUUUAAAAUGAUUUUUUAUUUUUUAGCUCGAUAGGAAUAUAGUCAUUCUAUGUAUAUAAUAUGGGUGAGGAAGUUCUUUAUGUGUUAGGGUGCAAGUCUUCUCGUCCCUUUGCUAUAUAUAUUUAUGUAUUUUUUUAUAUAUCAUUUAUUUUGUCUAUUGAGUUGUAUGAUCUUUAAGUCGACGAUAUGAACCCGAAAAAAUCAGAAUCAUUUGUUUAAAUAAAAAUAACGUCAGAAAGGUUA